AUGAACCCUGAUCCACAAAUUCCCUUGCUGAGUCCUCCAGGUUUUCUAAGGAGGGAAAGUGGGGGGAGAGCACAAAAGGGUGCCCUUCUUUUCAUUCUUUCCAUCGUUUUCCUAAUGUCAUUGGCUGCACUCUUCAUAAGCCUGCAUGGCCAUGAACCCUUAGAGAAUAACAUUCUGAAGCUUUUCAGUAAGGAAACCAAGUCCCUUCCAUUGCAACCUAGAGGGGUUGCUGAAGGGGUUUCACCCAAGUCAAAUCCAUAUCUGUCACUGAAAGGUUCAUUUAAUUGGACAAAUGCCAUGUUAUCGUGGCAGAGAACAGCUUUCCAUUUUCAACCUCAGAAAAACUGGAUGAACGGUCCAUUGUUUUACAUGGGGUGGUACCAUAUAUUUUACCAAUACAAUCCUGAUUCAGCUGUGUUUGCCAACAUAUCGUGGGGCCACGCUGUAUCAAGGGACAUGGUUCACUGGCUCUACCUUCCCGUUGCGAUGCAUCGAGAUUCGUGGUUCGAUAUCAACGGUGUGUGGUCAGGAUCAGCCACCCUUUUGCCAGAUGGCAAAAUCGUGAUGCUUUACACGGGUAACACUCAUCAAAACGUGCAAGUUCAGAAUCUUGCGUACCCCGCCAACCUAUCCGAUCCCCUCCUCGUUCAUUGGGUCAAAUAUCCUGAUAACCCGGUCUUGGUGCCCCCACAAGGGAUUGGGCCGAAAGAUUUUCGUGACCCAACAACUGCCUGGAUUGGGCCGGAUCAGAAAUGGAGGAUCGCUAUUGGGUCGAAGGUCAACCGGACAGGUCUUUCAUUGGUGUAUAAAACCCAAGAUUUCAUCCACUAUGAACUCAACGAUGAGUAUAUGCAUGGGGUCCCGGGUACGGGUAUGUGGGAGUGCGUGGACUUUUACCCGGUUUCAGUAAAUGGGUCUGAUGGGUUGGAUACAUCCGUAAAUGGGCCGAAUGUGAAACAUGUGUUGAAGUCCAGUUUGGAUGACACAAGGGGGGAUCAUUACGCGAUCGGGACCUACUUCAUUGAAAAUGAUACAUGGGUACCCGAUAACCCGGAUGAGGAUGUGGGUAUCGGGUUGAAGUUGGAUUAUGGGAGAUUUUAUGCGUCAAAGACAUUUUAUGACCAAUACAAAAAGAGAAGGGUCCUGUGGGGUUGGAUCAACGAAUCAGAUAGCGAAACCGCUGACUUGAAAAAGGGUUGGGCAUCUCUUCAGAGUAUUCCAAGAACAGUGGUGUUUGACAACAAGACUAGAACUCAUUUGCUUCAGUGGCCAGUGGAAGAAAUAGAGAGCUUAAGGCUUAGCAGUUAUGAUUUUGAAGAAGUUGUGGUUAAGCCUGGCUCGGUUGUGCCACUGGACAUAGGCCCAGCCACACAGUUGGACAUAUUUGCUGAAUUUGAAAUAGAAUAUUUAGUAUCCCAAACUGGCAAGAAGGAGGACGAUGUAGGGUGUGGAAAUGGAGCUGUUGACAGAAGUAGUUUGGGACCAUUUGGCAUUCUGGCUAUUGCAGAUGACCAACUUUCUGAGCUUACACCAAUUUAUUUUCAUCUUUCUAGUACCACCAGCAGUUUAACCACUUCCUUCUGUGUUGAUGAAACAAGGUCUUCUAAGGCUCCUGAUGUUUCAAAACUCGUUUUUGGAAGCCGAGUUCCAGUGGUGGACCAUUCAGUCAUUGAAAGCUUUGCUCAGGGAGGGAGGACUGUGAUCUCAUCAAGAGUUUAUCCAACAGAAGCAAUAUACGGAGCUGCAAGAUUGUUUGUGUUCAACAACGCAACAGACAUAAACAUCAAGGUUACCUUCUGCAAGCGCCGAGCUGGUCUUCUCAAGAAGGCUAAGGAGCUCUCUGUGCUGUGCGAUGCUGAAAUUGGUCUUUUCAUUUUCUCCGCCCAUGGAAAGCUCUAUGAACUCGCCACCAAAGGAACCAUGCAAGGGCUGAUUGAGAGGUACAUGAAGUUCACACGAGGGUCUCUACCUGAAGCACCACCACCUCAACCACCUCCUCUGGAUGCAAAGGAGGAAUCUACCCUGCUAAAACAAGAAAUCCAAACUUUGCAAAAGGGUAUCAGGUAA
Molecule: messenger RNA, 2067 nt
Organism: Sphenostylis stenocarpa
Lineage: Eukaryota; Viridiplantae; Streptophyta; Magnoliopsida; Fabales; Fabaceae
Source: the annotation of a GenBank genome assembly